CAAGGCCAGAGAAAGGGGUAGGUUCCAAUUUACAGAGAAUAACCGGCCCAACCACAAUCUUUCCAGUAGCUUUUCCCCAAAGCUGGAGGAUUACUAAAAGGACAGUGGACCAGUGAAGAAAGCAAAUCCCAAUCAUCAUGAAUGCAAAUGAAUUUCGGAGGAGAGGGAAAGAGAUGGUGGAUUAUGUAGCUGACUACCUGGAAGGCAUUGAGAAAUGCCAGGUCUAUCCAGAUGUGGAGCCUGGCUACCUGCGGCCCCUGAUCCCUGACACUGCUCCGCAGGAACCAGAGACAUUUGAGGACAUCAUCAGGGAUGUUGAGAAGAUAAUUAUGCCAGGGGUGACCCACUGGCAUAGCCCCUAUUUCUUUGCCUACUUCCCCACAGCCAGCUCAUACCCAGCUCUGCUCGCAGACAUGCUGUGUGGGGCUAUUGGCUGCAUCGGCUUCUCCUGGGCUGCAAGCCCAGCAUGCACAGAGCUGGAGACAGUGAUGAUGGACUGGCUUGGGAAGAUGCUGGAGCUGCCAGGGGCAUUUUUGGCUGGCAGUUCUGGAGAAGGGGGAGGAGUGAUCCAGGGAAGUGCCAGUGAAGCCACUCUGGUGGCCCUGCUCGCUGCUCGGACCAAAGUGACCCGGCGGCUGCAGGAAGCCUACCCAGAGUUGACACGGGCGGCCAUCAUGGAAAAGCUGGUGGCCUACUCAUCCGAUCAGGCACACUCCUCUGUGGAAAGAGCUGGAUUAAUUGGUGGAGUCAAAAUAAAAGCACUUCCUUCAGAUGGCAACUUUGCCAUGCGUGCUUCUGUCCUGCAGGAGGCCCUAGAACAAGACAAGGCAGCCGGCCUGAUUCCAUUCUUUGUAGUUGCUACUCUAGGGACUACAUCUUGCUGUUCUUUUGACAACCUCCUAGAAGUGGGCCCGAUCUGCAACAAGGAGGACCUGUGGCUUCACAUCGAUGCUGCGUAUGCAGGCAGCGCCUUCAUCUGCCCUGAGUUCCGGCCUCUUCUGAAUGGAGUAGAGUUUGCAGAUUCUUUUAACUUUAAUCCCCACAAAUGGCUCUUGGUGAAUUUCGACUGCUCUGCCAUGUGGGUGAAAAAAAGAACUGACCUAAUAGGAGCCUUUAAACUGGAUCCUGUUUAUUUGACGCACAGCCACCAGGAUUCAGGGCUUAUCACUGACUACAGGCACUGGCAAAUUCCGUUGGGUCGGAGAUUCCGCUCUUUGAAAAUGUGGUUUGUCUUUAGAAUGUACGGAGUCAAGGGACUGCAGGCUUAUAUCCGCAAGCAUGUCCAGCUGGCUCACGAAUUUGAGUCUCUGCUACUCCAGGAUCCCCGCUUUGAGCUCUGUGCAGAUGUCACUCUGGGGCUGGUCUGCUUUCGGCUGAAGGGUCCCAAUCAACUGAGCAUAACCCUUCUGCAAAAGAUUGGCAGUGCUAAAAAGAUCCACCUGGUUCCGUGUCACCUCGGGCGCAAGUUUGUGCUGCGCUUCGCGGUGUGCUCGCGGGUGGUAGAGUCCGUUCAUGUGCGGCAGGCCUGGGCGCACAUCCAGGAGCUGGCGGGCCUGGUGCUGAGCGAGGCCGGGAGUGAGAGCCCCACCAAGCCCCAGUGAUUGAAUGUUGGAAGGAAGUCUAGGCAAACUGGAAGAAGAAAAUAAACAUCAUCCUAACUCUGUGGAACUGACCCUGUCUGUGGCUGCCUGUGUGUGUCCAAAGUUAACGAGAGACUUGUGACUGUGUCUUUCCUGUGUCUCAUC
Perognathus longimembris pacificus (Pacific pocket mouse) is the source of this 1745-nucleotide messenger RNA. RefSeq names its product dopa decarboxylase (gene Ddc). Bases 138 to 1601 code for a protein of 487 amino acids. Lineage: Eukaryota; Metazoa; Chordata; Mammalia; Rodentia; Heteromyidae. Gene Ontology annotation, biological process: amino acid metabolic process; serotonin biosynthetic process; catecholamine metabolic process. The record is from RefSeq and is a predicted model, not a curated record. Gene Ontology annotation, molecular function: aromatic-L-amino-acid decarboxylase activity; pyridoxal phosphate binding. The transcript is spliced from 15 exons.